CAAAUGUCGGUUUCUUCUGAUUCUAAGCUAAAGUAUAAGCUGAAACCCCUGACAAAAAUUCCAGCAAGUCACAUCAGGGGUAGAGACUUCCAAGGCUUUAUUCAGGACCAUGUUAAACACAAAGAACGAUUAACUCAAGGACAACUGGACGCCUUCCUAGAUGCUUUUGAGUGCUUUGACAAGGAUGAAACAGGCUGCAUUGAUUCACAUGCAUUACAGUCUACUGCAGCUAAAUUGGGGAUUGAUCUAACAAAUCAAGAAAUCCAGGAUGAACUAGAUUAUGCUGAUAUUGACAGAGAUGGAAAGCUGAAUUUUCCAGACUUUCUCACUGUUUUAACAGAUAAUGAUCGCUUUAUCCAGGCUGUUGUCCCAGAAACUGACCCCAACUCAGAUCUUGUUGAUUCUACGGGGAUCCUGUUGUUUGAAAUGCUGUCGAAGCUGGUGGAAACUGCAGCACUGCCUAGGAAGUCUAUGAUAGACAUAGUAUGCUAUUACCGGAAAAAAUAUCAUGAUGCUGCUGGCAGGCCAAUGUGGAGGCGCUACGAUGCCGGUGGAAAAAAGAGGCGCAAGUCCAAGAGGGAUUCAAUGAACCAGGGGACCAGCACAGCUGCCUUUGCUGAUGCCUCCCGCAUUGCUAUAAUGAGCGAGAAGGAUUUGUUGAAAUUCCUGGAAGAGCUCAAGAGAUGCAGUCCCCCCUCUGACAGUCCAUAUGCUAAAAUACCCAUCUUCCCACUGUUUCCAAAUAUGGAUGGGACGGUUAUGGGAAAGCCAUUCAAAGACUUACAAAGAUUGGAGUUGCUGAGGAAGAAGGAGCCUUUACAUUUCUUUGAGGACUAUUUUUUCCAUAGAAGAAACUGGAAGGCACAGGCAGCAUCUAUGAAACCUUUAGAAAAUUCAAACUGGCCAGAAGAGAUUAUCAAUAUUGAUCACAUGCUCAAGAAAAAGAGGCAAUGGACUGUAACUGAAGCAGCUUGUCUUCGGCACCAGGUAAAGAAAGCUACUGAUGCAUACCAUCUGGGAGUCGCCCUUGGACACCGGAAAGACAUGCUCAACUUCUGGCGCAAAAUUCGAGGUGAUCUGAUUGGGCUAGAAACUGGAAAUGAGUCCUUUUAUGAUACCUUCUCUACUUACACAUGGUCCUGGAAUGUUUGCCAAGAGCUCCUUUCAAGUAAAGAUUUAAAGUUGAAUGAUGCCCGAACAAAUAGAUAUUCCCAUGCAAGAGCCCUCUUCUCAUCCUUCCCGUACAUCACAGAGUCUGACAUAGAGUUAGGAAGGAAAAGGAAAAGGAAGAGAACUCUGCGAGGACAAACAUAAUGAGGCUGCUUCCUUUUCUAAAAACAACACACUCUAGGCUACUUUUUCAUAGUUUUCAAUAUUAUGGUUUUGUCUAAUACAUUCUUAUCAAUGGGAAAUGAUGACAUCUUUUGAA
Gracilinanus agilis (Agile Gracile Mouse Opossum) is the source of this 1429-nucleotide messenger RNA. RefSeq names its product EF-hand calcium binding domain 3 (gene EFCAB3). Gene Ontology annotation, molecular function: calcium ion binding. The record is from RefSeq and is a predicted model, not a curated record. The transcript is spliced from 9 exons. Lineage: Eukaryota; Metazoa; Chordata; Mammalia; Didelphimorphia; Didelphidae. Bases 4 to 1314 code for a protein of 436 amino acids.